AUGAAGGCUCUCAUUCUUGUUGGAGGGUUCGGGACCCGUCUGCGUCCUCUGACGCUCACCCUCCCCAAGCCCCUGGUGGAGUUCGGAAACCGGCCGAUGAUCCUGCACCAAGUCGAGAGCUUGGCCGCUGCAGGUGUCACCGAUAUCGUCCUCGCCGUGAACUACCGCCCCGAUGUGAUGGUCUCGGCACUCAAGAAGUACGAGGAGCAAUACGGAGUCAACAUUGAGUUCUCCGUCGAGUCCGAACCGCUGGGCACGGCUGGCCCGCUCAAGCUGGCGGAGAAGAUUCUCGGCAAGGACGACUCGCCGUUCUUUGUCCUGAACUCGGACGUCAUCUGCGACUACCCCUUUAAGGAUCUCGCCGAUUUCCACAGGAAGCACGGCAACGAGGGCACCAUCGUGGUCACCAAGGUCGAUGAGCCCUCCAAGUACGGUGUCGUCGUUCACAAGCCCGACCACCCCACACGCAUCGACCGCUUUGUGGAAAAGCCUGUCGAAUUCGUCGGCAACCGCAUCAACGCCGGUAUCUAUAUCCUCAACCCCAGUGUGCUGGAGCGCAUUGAGCUGCGCCCUACCUCCAUCGAGCAGGAGACCUUCCCCGCCAUCUGUGCGGCGGGCGAGCUCCACUCCUUCGAUCUCCCGGGCUUCUGGAUGGACGUGGGUCAGCCCAAGGACUUCCUGAGCGGUACCUGUCUGUACCUGUCUUCCCUGGCGAAGCGCAAGCCCGAGAUGCUUGCCCCUCACUCCGAGCCAUACGUUUACGGUGGAAAUGUCAUGGUUGACCCCUCCGCCAAGAUUGGCAAGAACUGCCGCAUUGGCCCCAACGUGGUGAUUGGCCCUAAUGUCGUAAUUGGCGACGGUGUCCGUCUACAACGUUGUGUCGUGAUGGAGAACUGCAAGGUCAAGGACCAUGCUUGGAUCAAAUCCACCAUUGUUGGCUGGAACAGCUCUGUGGGCCGCUGGGCGCGUCUGGAGAAUGUCACCGUGCUCGGAGACGAUGUCACCAUCGCCGACGAAGUCUAUGUCAACGGUGGCUCCAUCCUGCCACACAAGAGCAUCAAGCAGAACAUUGAUGUUCCCGCCAUCAUCAUGUAA
Penicillium olsonii is the source of this 1095-nucleotide messenger RNA. The record is from the annotation of a GenBank genome assembly. NCBI's taxonomy places the organism in Eukaryota, Fungi, Ascomycota, Eurotiomycetes, Eurotiales, Aspergillaceae.